AUGAAGAUGAGAUCAAUGAGCUGGAAACUCAAACAAGGAGACAAGCUGAAUGCUCAAAAUGGAAUGAAGAGAGAAAAUUUAGAUUUACAGCGUCACAGUAUCAUUUGAUUUCUAAAUGAAAAAGAAACCAUGCUAACUUUGCAGAGCAACUGAUGAAUCCCACACCAGUUUCUUCUCAAUAUUUAGAACAUGGCCAAAAGUAUGAACCAGUUGCUCUAAUGGAGUACGAAAAGUUCAUGUUCAACAGAAGAACACCUGUUAAAGUACUGCCCUGUGGACUUGUGGUGUCAAGAGGAUGUCCAGUUUUAGGUGCCACCCCGGAUGCAUGA
Pocillopora meandrina is the source of this 329-nucleotide messenger RNA. The record is from the annotation of a GenBank genome assembly. NCBI's taxonomy places the organism in Eukaryota, Metazoa, Cnidaria, Anthozoa, Scleractinia, Pocilloporidae.